GGCGCCAGAGGAGGUGUUUUAGCGGGGACCGCGGUCCGAGGCCGGAGUCGCGCUCGGCGGGUCGGAGCGCUGGCGCGGCCGAGACGCCGCGGGGUCCCCGCCUGCGCGAGGCACUCGGAGCGGGGAGCUGCGCGCCUCGCUUUCCCCGCCCGAUGCCGCCGAUCGGCUGCUGAUCUCCUCGCGCAGCUGACCCCGCGCCGCCGCGGGGUGGUGGAGGUCUCGGGAGACGCAGGAAGCCAACCUCGCCGAGGGGGAAUGGAGGUAAAUUGCUUAACACUAAAAGACCUGAUCAGCCCCAGGCAGCCCAGACGAGAUUUUGCGAUUGAAGACGGGGAAAAUGCGCAAAAGGAAAAUAUAUUUGUUGAUCGCUCAAGGAUGGCUCCAAAGACGCCAAUAAAAAAUGAACCCAUUGACCUAUCGAAGCAAAAACUCUUCACUCCAGAAAGAAAUCCCAUGACUCCAGUUAAGCUUGUCGACAGGCAGCAGGCAGAGCCGUGGACGCCCACAGCCAAUCUGAAGGUGCUCAUUAGUGCUGCCAGCCCGGACAUAAGGGACCGAGAGAAGAAAAAAGGACUGUUCAGGCCCAUUGAGAACAAGGACGAUGCGUUCACAGACUCCCUGCAGCUUGAUGUUGUUGGGGACAGUGCUGUGGACGAAUUUGAAAAGCAGAGGCCAAGCAGAAAGCAGAAAAGUUUAGGACUCCUGUGCCAGAAGUUUUUAGCUCGCUACCCAAGUUAUCCACUGUCCACUGAGAAAACCACCAUCUCCUUAGAUGAAGUUGCUGUCAGCCUUGGCGUGGAAAGAAGGCGCAUCUACGACAUUGUGAACGUGCUGGAGUCGCUGCACCUGGUCAGCCGGGUGGCCAAGAAUCAGUAUGGCUGGCACGGUCGGCACAGCCUGCCAAAAACCCUGCGGAACCUCCAGAGACUGGGAGAGGAGCAGAGAUACGAAGAGCAGAUGGCACACCUCCAACAGAAGGAGCUAGACCUGCUGGAGUACAAAUGCGGAGAACGCAAAAGAGACGGCUGUGCAGAGUCCCAGGACCCGCACUUGCUGGACUUCUCUGAACCAGACUGUCCCUCUUCAUCUGCAAGCAGUAGAAAAGACAAGUCUCUGAGAACCAUGAGCCAGAAGUUUGUCAUGCUGCUCCUGGCCUCCAAACCCAAGAUUGUGACCCUCGGCGCGGCUGCCAAAGUACUGACAGAGGGAAGCCAAGACACGGCAGACCACAGCAAACUCAAAACAAAGGUACGACGCCUCUACGACAUUGCCAACGUGCUGACCAGCCUGGCGCUGAUAAAGAAAGUGCACGUGACCGAAGAGCGAGGCCGCAAACCCGCCUUCAAGUGGAUCGGGCCGGUGGAUUUCAGUCCCAGCGAUGAAGAACUCGUGGAUGUUUCCGCAUCUGUCCUACCAGAACUGAAAAGAGACACAUAUGGCCACAUUCAGUUCUGCGCAAAACAGAAGCUCGCUCGACACGGUUCUCUUAACUCCGUUCAGGCUUCGGAGAAGAUCCAGAGGAAAGUGAACUCGGAACCCAGCAGCCCUCACAGAGACAAGCAAGAAUCAGGUGGCUACUCCUUAGAAAUUGGAAGUCUAGCAGCUGUCUACAGACAGAAAAUAGAAGACACUUCGCGGGGGGGUGCCUUUGCCCGUCGGAGAGCGAUGCCCCCAUCCGACGGCCAGGACGCCGCCGCUGCCCCGCUCCCCAGCCGCUCCGCUGACUCCGAGUCCUGUGCCAGCCCUCCGGCCAACCGCGUCCUUUCUGGGGCGCCCACGGACUCGCAGGCCUUCUCCGCCCAGAACGGACGGGGAGCUGUCUCCCUCGGCCCCGCGGCCUCGGACGCCGCGGAGAGCCUGCAGCCGGCCCUGCUGCCCGGGCAGCCCCUGGUGUACGUGCCCUCCGCGCCGCUCUUCAUGCUGUGCGGGGGCCUGCAGGAGGCGCCGGCCCCGGGGGCAGGGCCAGAGAGGGACAGCAGAGGCUGGGAGGUCACGGCCGCAGAGCACGCGUCCAGCCCCUCGGUGCCGAAGCGCCUGGGCGAGGAGAGGAGGCCCCAGGAGGAGGAGGGGCCCGCCACCAAGAGGCAGAGCAGGGACUGCGAAGAAGGCCCCCUCUCGCUGGUCAUGCCCAAGAAACCCUCAGAUCCCACAGACAUUGCCUCUUCCAAGAACGUGGAGACAAGGGGCUCUGCACCCCAGGAAGACCUUCGCAGGAAUGGGCAACUUUCCGCUGCAAAGGAGGCUUCGGGAAAGGCUGUGGCAAACUGCUUUGUUUCUGCUGAGUGGGGAAAUCCUUCUAGAAAUUCAGAGAUAGAAAAGCCUCUGAAAGAAAACGAAAGCACCAAAGAGCCCUCUUUGCUGCAGUAUCUCUAUGUGCAGUCGCCAGCAGCAUUAAAUGGUUUCAACGUGCUUUUAUCCGGCCAUCAGACGCCCCCUGCCGUGGGGGCGUCCCCGGGCCCCCUGCCCCCGCUCAGCGUCCCGUGCAUGGUCGUGCCGUCGCCCACACUGGGCCCUUUCCCGCUUGUCUACUCCCCCGCGGUGCCCGGGCGGGUUCCGGCGGCACCCGGCCCUCUCCCGCACGCGGGGCCCGCGCCUUUUGGCCUGUCCGGCCUCGGGUCGGCCGCUCCGCUCCUCAUCGGCCCGGCCGCCGCGGGGAACCCCAAGCCGCCGCCACUCCCCGCCGCAGACGCGCCGCUCCAGGGUCCACGCGCUCUUAGCCUGAGUCCGGUGACGUCGAGAUCCCUCCGUGUCACCCAGCCCGAGUCCCCCGUGUACAGAGGACAUCAAGCGUCUGUGGCAAAACCACAGCAGUCACCAGCUCCAGUCACCCCCAAGAGCGUCCGGUGCACACAGCGAGAUACAUUUUUCAAGACACCCGGCAGCCUCGGAGACCCUGUCCUGAGGAAAAGAGAGAGGAAUCCGUCGCGUAACACCACUUCAGCACAGCGGAGACUCGAGAUACCCAGUGGCGGGUCCGACUAAGCCGCUGCUCUGCCCGGCAGGCGGGGACGGAGCUGCCCGAGCUUCCCUGUGAUAAGGUCUCGUCCUAACUCUGCCGAACAGAAACCGGAAUGCAAACCAUCUCGUCUUCAGCAUGCCUCCUUCCUCUCUGCAGCAUCCGCUGAUCCAGACACUCACUCCCCAUCGUCAUGAAGCACCUAUUUUCCUAAAAGUGGUUGUCAUUCAUUGUGCAUUGAAAACCAGUUAGAGUCGGGACCCUGCGUGGUGUCACAGGGAAAGCACCAGCUGACUUUUGUGGUUUUGAUUCAAGAAUCAUCUUAAUGCCGGAAAUAGAUCCGAGCAGCCUCCUGGAGCCUUAGGGUUUUCUGAAGUGGGGGGUUGCAUCUAGCACUUAACUAAGGUGAACGUUCUUGACACGUAUUUCCACUUGCCCUGAGCUGAUCUGUGGUGAGAAACCUCCUUUCUGCAGUUUAGAAAAGCUACUGCUCCCUUUGGCUUCAUCAGGAAGCCAGCUUCACUUGUGACUCCUAUGGUAUUAUUUAUUUUUUCCUGAAAUGGGAUUUAGUGCAAACAAGUUUACAUCUACAGCAAAAUACAUGUUUUUCAGGGUAUGACGACUUGAAUGUUUAUGCUUUUUUCCCUAUGAUUUGCCCUGCACUUACUUUACAACCUAGCAAUAAUGUGGACAAAUGUAUGUGCGUGACGGAAGGCCAAGGCCACGCUAACUGUGAAUGACACACCUUGCUGUCAGGAGCUGUGCGCACCCCACCUGGGCAUGAGUAUUAAGAUGAGCCCCAGCAGCCCGAUAGCUGCUUCUCGGUAACUGAGUGAUUUGUCAGAAUCCUGCCGUGUCCAGUUUCCUUCACUGCAUGCAUGCCCUUGUGGUUUUUAAUUUAAAUGUUAACUACAGAGGAUCAGGUACGGGAUAUGCCUCCUAACAACUGCUGUUUAUCAAAUGAAUCAGGAUGGUGGAAAGUAAUUCUACAAAAAAUGGGAACCUGGUUGGGAGCUUUUGGUAGGAUUCUGCUGACGUGAUGAUGUAGAAAUUGACAUAGGACAAUAAGGGAGACCUAGCUUUUUUCGCUUCCUUUUUUUCUUUGUUGUUGGAAGAGGAAGAGGGAAAAUGAACACUUUAUGUUCAGGAUCCAAGAGUACUCAUUCACACCCGUUGUUUUUCAAAGUCCUUCUGCAAAAUAAGAACAGGGAGUGCAGGGCUUCAUUGUUCUCGCAUAAAUUUAAUUCUGGAAACUGUUAUGCAAUAUCCCUUUGUUAAACCAUAUUCCUUUAGGGUUUCAUGAAGCGGCCAAACUAGACUUUGUAUUCUUUGAUUUACUGCUGUUUAACUCACCGUCUCUCCCGAGUAAAUGGCUUCCUUCCUGCCUCCCUCCUCUUCUCCCUUCCAUUUUUCCUCCUUUCCUUCAUUCCUCACUCUUUCUCUUCCUGUCUCCUUAGAUUUCUUUUUCAGAUCCUUAGAUGUGGGAUCUUGGUGUAGGACUUUAUUUUUAUUUUUGGACCCAACAAAAUGUUAUAUGAAAGAAUAAAGCAUAUUAAUUGAAGAGACUCUGGGAGUCUGAGUGAAAUAGCUUUACAUUAACUGCAGGAUAAUAUUAGCCUGAUCACCCCCACAAGAUUUUUGAAAAUGUGAGAUAGGUAGCCAGGUUAAAUAAAUUUGCCAUGAUAUAGAAUUUUUAUAAACACUAAACUUCUAAAGUUUACCAGAUGGAUCCCCCCCCCCGUCUUCUCUAGAGUUAAACAUGAAAAAUGUGAUUCUCGUCAUGAGCUGAUCUAAUCGCAUGGUAAUGGUUACCCUCAACUAAUAUGACGGAUUCCCGAUCAGAACAAAAAUACGUCUUUUUCAGGAGAGUAUGGGACACACGGAACGGAGGUGUGCUUCGGACUCUCCUUGAAACAUUUCCUCUUGCGAGAUGUGCAUGUAGAUGAAGACAGGCACUGAUGCCCCUCCCUGUCUUUGGCUGCCUGCCAUUUAACUUCUCUGAUACCCUUUUUUAAAAAUUCUGUUCAUGACAUGACCACAUAAACCUCAGAGGAUUCACAGCUCUUGAGGGGUAUUCCGCAAGCUGAUAAAUGAGAGUAUGAUUCUGUGACCAUAGGCUUCGAGAGAGAAGACCAACAAGAGAGUCCUUUUGUACCCAGGAGUCAUUUCUUCGUGUGGCUUGGGGAUGUGUAGAAAAUAGUUAGGCAGUGGUUCUUUCUGGCAGGAAUGGGAAUCUGCGACAGAGCCAACGGAUGGUACUGGGGCAGCUGGCAUCUCCCCACACUCGCAUGUUGGGAGUAGUGAGAAAGCCAUGGCACGCUCGAGUCUAUCCUGAUAAUGUGGCAAAAUGUUAAUAAAUGACUGUCAGUGAUCCUGCGAAGGAAAUGCAGCUUUGAGUCCACACUGAGGGAGGUGUGUGUCCCCUACACUGUCCAGGGUUUGAGAAACCCUUUCAUUCUGGUCCAAGCGUUGGGGGUAUAACGUUUAUACUUGAAUCUACCUACCAAGUUUACAUUUCUCGAUUCCUUUUUGCGAGGUGCUAUUUCUGUAUUUAAAUGACUUUUUUCCCCAAUGUAAAGCUGCUUUCUGCUUUAUCUUAUUGCACUGCUAGUUUUAUGUAGGUCUUAAUUUUAUUGCUGCUUACAGCUUUUUUCAUAUUACUUAGCUCUGCUCUUCUAAUGACUAUAUUAUCUAUAUAAAUUUUUCUUUUAGAAAUUUUUUUGCUUUUAGGAAAGUAUGAAGCUUUAUAAAACAGCAAUAAAAAUCAAUUCAUGUAACGAGAGAUACUGGUUGUUUGUUGGUGGGCUCCCUGUGGGCACUAGUUUCAGUCAAACCAUUCCUAAGUUGCAGAAUGACCAACCAGCUCUUCCUAAUCCCAAGUUAGAUCUUUAGGCUGAGACAUUCCAGUGGUUUCCAAACCCCAAACACUUACUCUAUCAGAACCAGGUGGGGGCUUGGGAGGGUUGAGGGACUCUGCCGUUGAGUUUUUUAUUUCUACCAGAGUUUGAAUCUCUGGAGGUUUGGAGCUUCCAGAUGGUUCUGAUGCUUAACCAAUCUAAGAAUCCCAGUGAGGGCAGACUGCCUCCCUGACUUUCCAUGAUCUCUGCAGCGUUAAAUGCUUCUCAGCCCAGCAAAUGCCCACCC
This is a messenger RNA of Sus scrofa (pig), 6100 nucleotides long. It is a transcript of the gene E2F7, whose product is annotated as E2F transcription factor 7. The record is from RefSeq and is a predicted model, not a curated record. Gene Ontology annotation, molecular function: RNA polymerase II cis-regulatory region sequence-specific DNA binding; DNA-binding transcription factor activity, RNA polymerase II-specific. Gene Ontology annotation, cellular component: RNA polymerase II transcription regulator complex. NCBI's taxonomy places the organism in Eukaryota, Metazoa, Chordata, Mammalia, Artiodactyla, Suidae. Gene Ontology annotation, biological process: regulation of transcription by RNA polymerase II.